Molecule: messenger RNA, 1905 nt
Organism: Coregonus clupeaformis (lake whitefish)
Lineage: Eukaryota; Metazoa; Chordata; Actinopteri; Salmoniformes; Salmonidae
Product: WD repeat-containing protein 38
Exons: 11
Coding region: 120-1460 (446 amino acids)
Molecular function (GO): protein binding
Source: RefSeq, a predicted model, not a curated record
UCAAAUGACUGACUGGAGGAGAGAGCUAGCAUAGCAAACAUAUGUUGGUGUUCAAAUACAACAUAACACAAUAGAGUCAAUCAGAAAAAAUAAACAAGGACUACUCCAAAAAGGAUAAGAUGUCUAACACUGCCACUGCAGCCUCCAGGAGAGGAGUCUUUCAAGCUCAUGGUGAUGGUGAAGAAGAGUCUAAACAACCCAGUCAUAGCUACAUGCUGAGUGACUUUGACUCAGACCCCAGCACCGACCCUGGAUCUGAGACUGACCCUGACAGUGAAGAAGCAGAGAGUGAACCAGAGUUAGAAACAGAACCAGACACACAUACAGAGAGUGCCACAAUUGGCCCAGAACUCACUGAAUUGAGAGAUAUAGGUAAAGGCCCACAGACCAAUGUGUAUGAAGAAGAGUCGUACAUAAGUACUACACACACCCAGCCAAAAACCGAAGGAGAUCUCCACAUUCACUCUGUGUUGGAGUGUGGGAGUGAGGUGAUGACGUGCCAGUUCAACAAUGAAGGGACUCUGUUGGCUGUUGGUCUGAGUGACGGAACCAUCAAGCUCUACAGUAUGGACAAUAAGAAUUUUCUACAGACACUAAGGGACAGCAGCAGCAUUCUGUCCUCUCUACCAGUCACUGCACUACGAUUCACUCUGAGCUCCCAGUCACGUUGUCUCCUGCUGGCUACCUAUGCCAGCGGCAUUGUGAGGAGCUGGUAUGUGUGGGGAGGAGAGUGUUUGUGGGGGGUGAGAGAGGUGGGGGAGACCGGAGGUGGAGAGGGAGGAGGUGGACAGAGACAGACCCUCUCUCUCUCCGUCUCUCCCUCUGGAGAGAAAGCAGCCACAGGGGGGUCUGACUCAGCCAUUCAUCUGUAUGACCUCUCCACUCACCAGAGACUGAUGACCUGCAGGGCCAGCUCCACAAGAACAGUUAUGGAUGGACAUCGUUUUCGGGUUUUCGCAGUGACUUUUCACCCAGAAAUGGAGAGAGAAUUCAUAUCUGGGGGUUGGGACAACACCAUACAGUUUUGGGACACCAGACAGCAGCACUCUGUCAGGAUGCUUUCGGGUCCUCACGUGUGUGGCGACACGCUUCAAAUCGACCCAGCUGUCAAUCACAUCCUGUCUGGCUCCUGGAGGAAGGACAAUGCACUGGAGAUCUGGGAUUAUGUCUCAGGUCAGAAAGUGACUGAAGUGCCUCAUGACUACCAAGGAGAGAGCAAAAUCUACACAUGCCAUUGGCUUGGCCAGGAUCACAUCGUAGCAGCUGGGAGCCAAUCAAAUAUGCUGAGAGUCAUCAACCGGUGGACUAUGACGACUGAGUCCAGGUUGCUGGGCCUGUCCUCGGCCGUGUUUGGCUCGUCCGUGUGUCCGGCGGGGAAGUGGAAGGGCCUGAUCGCAGCCACGUCUGGGACCAGAGUGUAUCUGCUGGAGCGAGAUGGUCAGAAACAUUCCAAAAAGUAGGGCCUCUAAGGAGAAGCAAUGUAACAUUCAACGGCACUAUUCGGUUGUCGGUCGCUGUGUGUUUAACUAAUGCGGAACCUUAAAUGAAUAAUUCUAAAACUACGUUUCUUUGGUGCACACUGAUUACUUAACUCAAUAAAUGUUUGACUCUGCCAAAGUGCCUGAGGCCUGUUGCUCCAGCCAUUGGCUCACAAGACCAGACGACUUUAGGACUUAAGUCCAAAGUUAACUAACUUUAGGGAGCAUUUGCAAACUAGCAGGCUUCAACGUUUCAUAAGAGGGUAAACAGUGCACGCUCUCUUUUUCACCAAACUUGUGUUGGCAAGCUUCCAAGGGAUCUGUAAAACUUGUGUGAGAACAGGAGAUUAGACAAAGAACAAUGGAAUUUCAAAGCAGCCAUAAUAUAAAAAGUGAAUACUUAUCUAAUUAAACUAAUCUAAGUCAA